AUGUGGCCUCCUGCUGGCCUUGUUUGGAGACGAUGGGAGGAACACUGUGGGGGAGUGGAAAGAGGCACUGGACAGAGGGACCAGUCAAAGGGAGGCUCCGCGGCUCAGGGCCCCUGUUGCGCAGUGCUGCAUGGGGUCAGAACUGGGAAGGACGUCACAGGCAGCAGUGGUGACCUCCCCUCCACCGAGCGCUCCCAGCCUCCGGUGCCAACACUCAAGACAGCCAUGUGGUGGAAGGUGCCCCUGCUUGUGGGGUUCAUUGUGCUGGGAACACAUGUCUGCAGCUGCAAAUUUGUAGACACUGAUAAGAACUUGGAUUAUUUCCCCAGUGCUGUGGAGUAUGCUGUGUUUCAGUUCAAUGAGGACCAGGAGGAUGAGUUUGCCUACAAGUUUCUGGGGGUCCACCGGAGCCAGCGCAAGUCAUGGACAUGGACAUAUUUAAUGGACUUGACGAUGGGGCGUACCGUUUGUAAGAAACACGAUGAAGACAUUGACAAUUGCCCAUUGCAAGAAGGAACAGAAGAGAAAAUGGUGCGCUGCACUUUUAUAGUAGAUGUUCAAUGGUGGUUUUCCCAGUUUACCCUCCUGAACAGCACCUGUGGGGAGAGAAGGUGGUGACAGAGCCCAUGGAUUUUCACAGCAGAAGCCCCCUCUUCGUCUAGAGUGUGACAGUCUGUAGUCCCAGAUCUGUGCAGCCCGGCAGAAUU
Cebus imitator (Panamanian white-faced capuchin) is the source of this 707-nucleotide messenger RNA. Its product is annotated as cystatin-12-like. Gene Ontology annotation, molecular function: cysteine-type endopeptidase inhibitor activity. The coding region runs from base 1 to 618 and encodes 205 amino acids. Lineage: Eukaryota; Metazoa; Chordata; Mammalia; Primates; Cebidae. The record is from RefSeq and is a predicted model, not a curated record. The transcript is spliced from 3 exons.